Molecule: messenger RNA, 378 nt
Organism: Dicrocoelium dendriticum
Lineage: Eukaryota; Metazoa; Platyhelminthes; Trematoda; Plagiorchiida; Dicrocoeliidae
Source: the annotation of a GenBank genome assembly
AUGAAAAGGCAACUAGGUUCAGGGAUAAGGCUUGAACCAUAUUCUAUGAAUUGCUCCAAUCCUGUGCUCCUUAACCUGUCAGACGCAUCUGAUGUCAAGAUGCUGUACUUCCAAUGCAGACAGUUGCGACAGCUUACGCCGUCCAGCGAAAUAGCAUUUAAAUCACCAACAAGAAGUUAUACACCUAGCCCACAAUUUGUGGAAAACUGUUGGACCACAGCUAAUCCAUGGAUUCCCCAGCAAAACCUAGAAGUGCAAACAUCGGCAAGUCAUACCGACGAAUUUUUUGGCCGACGUUGGAAUUGGCCUCCACCGUCUUUACUUCCCAAUCUGACAUACCAAGAGCGCCAUCGCCUCAUCAUUCAGUUUCUCAACCUA